Messenger RNA from Durio zibethinus, 1040 nucleotides. RefSeq names its product BTB/POZ domain-containing protein At4g08455-like. Gene Ontology annotation, molecular function: protein binding. Lineage: Eukaryota; Viridiplantae; Streptophyta; Magnoliopsida; Malvales; Malvaceae. The record is from RefSeq and is a predicted model, not a curated record.
UUAUAGAAAGGAAAAGGGAAAAAUUAAAUAAAAAAUUUCUAAAAACCUGAUAUUAGAAGGCAAAAACCAGCCAGUGACGACAACCGCAUUUUCCUACCCAUAGGGCCGAAAGGUAAUAAGAAAAAUGCGACGGCACCGUUGCCACCAGAUGGCCCGAUCCGUUUCCGAAACGGAGAGCGAGACCGACACCGAGACGAUGAGGUGCAUAUCGUGCAAGGAAGAGUACGGAGCACGUGACGCCGGCACGUGCAAGGAGUGCUACGAGGAAGCAAGCGAGACCGAGGAAGAGCUGAAGCGAGAGAUCGAAGAUCUCAAAGCCAAAGUCGCCUUUUUACGCUUUUGGUCUCCGCUUGAUCACACCCACCGUGGCUCCACCUCGCCUGGUCUCUUCUUCCCCAACAUCGUUUUGGUCGCUUCCGAUGAUGGGUCCCCUGGCUUGCCCCCUGUUCCUGUACCCGCCCAUAAAGCCGUUUUGGUGAAUCGUUCACCAGUGUUCAAGGCAAUGCUUGAGAAUGAGAUGGAAGAAAGCAGGAGUGGAACCAUCAAGAUCAUUGAUGUUUCGUACGAUGCUCUCCGUGCCUUUGUAAACUAUUUGUACACAGCGGAAGCAUGGCUGGAUGAGCAGAUCGCUUGUGACCUUCUGAUUUUGGCUGAAAAAUACCAGGUGAAGCAUCUCAAGGGGUAUUGUGAGAAGUUCCUGGUAUCCAAAUUGAACUGGGACAAUUCACUUAUGAGCUAUGCCUUUGCUCACCAGCACAGCGCCAAGCUCAUGCUUGAUGCAGCUUUGUGUUUGAUAACAGACAACAUGGAUAAGCUUACUAAAAGGGAAGAGUAUAUGGAACUUGUCGAAAAGGAUCCCCGUCUUGUUGUUGAAAUUUACGAAGCUUAUCUCUCCAAACAGUUUAAUACUGCCGCUCAUAAAGAUACUUCAAUGAAAGCAUAGUCAACUCUGAUCAAGGAUUGUUUUGUUCAUUUGGAUAAUUUAGUUUUUCGUAAUUGCUGAUGGAUGAACUUUUUAGUAUAUAUAAAAGAAGAAAAGU